GCCUCGAGCGCCGGAAGCCGGGGCUGGGACGGCACCGCGCGGCGGCCCCGGGGUCCCGUUAGAGCAGCCCCCGGCGGCUAUGCCGAGGGCCCGGAGCGGCCGGCGGAGCAGGGGGGCCGGCGGGAGGGAGGAAUAGACCUUCCUGCGAGUGCGAGCCAACCGGCAGACCCGGCUGAAUGCUCGGAUUGGGAAAAUGAAACGGAGGAAGCAAGAUGAAGGGCAGGUAUGUCCCCUGUGCAGCCGCCCCCUGGCAGGAUCGGAGCAGGAGAUGAGUAGGCAUGUGGAGCAUUGCCUUUCUAAGAGGGAAGGCUCCUGCAUGGCUGAGGAGGAUGCUGUGGACAUCGAGCAUGAGAACAGCAACCGCUUUGAGGAGUAUGAGUGGUGCGGGCAGAAACGGAUACGGGCCACCACUCUCCUGGAAGGUGGUUUCCGAGGCUCUGGCUUCGUCAUGUGCAGCGGCAAAGAGAAUCCGGACAGUGAUGCUGACUUGGAUGUGGAUGGGGAUGACACUCUGGAGUAUGGGAAGCCACAAUACACGGAGGCUGACGUCAUCCCCUGCACAGGCGAGGAGCCUGGUGAAGCCAAGGAGAGAGAGGCGCUCCGGGGUGCAGUCCUAAAUGGCGGCCCUCCCAGCACGCGCAUCACACCUGAGUUCUCUAAAUGGGCCAGUGAUGAGAUGCCAUCUACCAGCAACGGGGAGAGCAGCAAGCAGGAGGCCAUGCAGAAGACAUGCAAGAAUAGUGACAUCGAAAAAAUAACCGAAGAUUCAGCUGUGACCACAUUUGAGGCCCUGAAGGCUCGGGUCAGGGAACUUGAAUGGCAGCUAUCCCGUGGGGACCGCUACAAAUGCCUCAUCUGCAUGGACUCAUACUCGAUGCCCCUAACGUCCAUCCAGUGUUGGCAUGUGCACUGCGAGGAGUGCUGGCUGCGGACCCUGGGUGCCAAGAAGCUGUGCCCUCAGUGCAACACCAUCACAGCACCUGGAGACCUGCGGAGAAUCUACUUGUGAGCUAGCCACCCCAGGCAGGCCUUGCCUCAAGCAGCCCCACCUGCCGCCUCUGUGAUGUGACCCUAACCCUUGUACAUACUUGCACACAGGUUCCCCAUGUACAUACAUGUACACACACGCACGCACACACACAGGCCUCUGGAGUCAGAGUGGAUGUAGAGGCCCAGGCCCUGCCACACUCCCACCAGGAUUGGGGACCAUACCUGUUCCAGGUUCUGUUCCCAGGGUGGGGCAGGGAGGUGUAGGUGGGGUGGGUAGCAGGGCAAGGCUCCUGAGAUCCAGCCCCCAGACCGACCGACUGACAGACAGACAGACAGACAGACAUGCCAACACCAGACUGAAGCACAUGUAAUAUAGACGUGUAUGUUUACAAUGUUGUGUAUAAAUGGGAUAACUCCCCGCCCUCGCCUCUCCCGUCCCCUUUGGUUGUAUGAUUUUCUUUUUU
Molecule: messenger RNA, 1454 nt
Organism: Myotis myotis
Lineage: Eukaryota; Metazoa; Chordata; Mammalia; Chiroptera; Vespertilionidae
Product: E3 ubiquitin-protein ligase RNF220-like
Biological process (GO): protein ubiquitination
Molecular function (GO): metal ion binding; ubiquitin protein ligase activity
Source: RefSeq, a predicted model, not a curated record